Owenia fusiformis is the source of this 3651-nucleotide messenger RNA. NCBI's taxonomy places the organism in Eukaryota, Metazoa, Annelida, Polychaeta, Sabellida, Oweniidae. The record is from the annotation of a GenBank genome assembly.
AUCAUGAGUGGGGCAACGUAUGAGGAAGCUGGAAUUUUUUAUGCGUCACUAGGGUCAGAAACGAGGUACCUAAAACGUUUGGAGUCCCUCGGGACCGGACAUUCGUUAAAGGAGACAUCGAGGGAAGAACAUCGAUAAAAAGUCAUGAAGUUUUUCCUCCUCUUUGGAUGCAUUGGAUGCAUUAUUGGGGUUGUAUUAGCACAAGCCGAUUUCGAUCCCUGUUUAGAGGGUAAUUAUCGACUUUUGGACGAACCAGAUCGUAGCACUGGUUAUGAUAGUACAGGAUUGUCCAAACGCUGCGACAGGACGCUGCAGAAAGGAUGGUACAUGUUCGUAAGUGGCGCAGGGUCGUAUGUCCCAGAGAGUUGCCCAAAAGAAAGCCAUUGUGGAACAACCAAUCCGAUAUGGAUGGACGGCCCUCAUCCGCCAAGAGAUGGCUUUAUAUAUCCGAGAACGGCGUAUGCAUCUGUAGCUGGUAUAUGUAACGCUGUUCCAAUUGACAUGGAGGUUAAAAUGUGUAAUGAGGGCCCUGUAUACCACCUUCAACCAACCAAGACAUGUGACAUGGCAUAUUGUGCUGGCUCUGAAGUGGAAUGCCCCGCUGGAACUGGGUCACCCACGGGAUUCACCCCUUGUGAUAAAGAUAUCCCUCCUCGACCAAAGAAGCCCUCGCUAACAAUGGACGUUGUUAACGACAAGAUAGAGUUCCGUUGUUACCUUGACGACAACACUCAAUCAAAUAAGAUUCAUCGCGUCGAAUGGUUCACCAACCGUCAGAAGAUCUAUUACCAGGACAUUCAGUAUGGCUAUGAGUAUGCAACGUUGACGGAAAACCAGCUUAGGUUCAAUGGUGAAACACCAAUGGGGAAAAUUUUGUACUGCAAAGUACGUGCGAGGUAUACACACAAGUCCAUAUAUGGCGCCAAAGCGAGCAGCCCAGGCUACUACAUGGGCAUCAAGAUCACUGGGAUAGAUGAAGAACGCAAGGAAGUUGACGUUUCUGAAGACGCCCAAACGCAGUACCUCGAAUUGACUUCAACCAUACCCAUCGUCUGUAACUCACUCUACUUUAGCAUGCUCUCUGAUAAAGAACAGAGAAAACAGUGCAAGGUGACAGUGACUGUGGAGAACAGUAACGAUGCGAAUGACAAUGGAAGAAACAAACUGAAAUGUCCAGACGGAAGGGUCAUUGAGCAGAUCAAAUUUGGUACAUGUGGCGCCACCUUUACUCCUGAUAAUUGGCAAAUCACGCAACGUAUCGCCAUCAAAGCCACGCGAGAUUUCAUGUACGAUGGUGUUAGAGUUAAAUUCAUUGACUUUAGUCCUAUUAAGUCUCUCGUACAGGAAAUAUGGAAUGGUUACCAACUCCCCUCUUUCCAAGUGAAAGCAGAAGAUUUUCAGGACAAGAAAGCGAUGUGUAAAUCUCAGAACGAUCCACAUAUGACUACAUUCGAUGGACACUACUACCACAACUUUUACGAAGGCGAAUUUGUUCUGUACCGUAACACAAAUCCAGACUUUCCGUUUGAAGUUCAUGCUUUCUACAAAAGAUGCAAUAAUUUUGCAACAUGUAACUGUGCAAUAGCUGCACGCGCAGGGGAUGACGUCAUCAUUGUUGAUAGAUGCAACACUAUAAAUGGGGUGUCUGUAUGGGGCACCAAUGAUGUCAAGGACUACAAUUAUCUCAGAACGAAAGUCGCUACCAACUGGGAUGAAAUCAUAACUCCGGGUUUCAAGAUAUUUCGGAAAAGUAAUGGAAAUACCUAUGAAAUUCAUUUUCCACAUGGUGCUUACGUGAGGAUUCAGCUCGCGCAUGGUAACAAGUACGGACAGUUUCUGAACGCCUACGUCUACCCGUCGCCCGAUGACAUCGACAAUACAAUAGGUCUUUGUGGCAUAUACAACAAGAACAAAACAGAUGAUCUGACUCUUAGGAAUGGUAGGGUGUACACCGGCAAAGGAUCGAACCAUGGUGGCCAACCGAAACCUUUCUCUGUUGAAUGGCGCGUGAGGGAAGACGAGAGUUUGUACAAUGGACGUGCGCCAAACCAACCACCUUAUCAACAAUAUGAAUACUGCGACUGUAUCAAGAUCAAGGGCGCCGCCGAUCAGCUACAAUGUAACAUGAACAGUGACGUAGAAAGAUGUCAGAUUGUUGGAACAGAUAUCACAUCUCAAAAACUCACUGAACAUCUAUUCAAGAAGACGCAACCAAGUGAUAAGGAUGACGACGAUGACGCUGCGUUCACAUUUGAUGAAGAUUUCGAAGGCGAUAUGCCCGAAUGGCCGACACCGGGUGGAUGGACAGAGGAAGAAGCCCGUAAAUUCUGCGAAGACUUCCUACUUCAGUCAUCAGCCUUCCAACAAUGUGUCAACGCUAACGUUACUGAUGAUCUCGAAGAACAGGACGAUAUCGACACCUGCAUGACAGAUAUACUUCUUGCGGACAACACUGAUUGGGCGAAUGCUGCAUUGGAAGGCUUCAAAGAAAAGUGUGAGAACGAAGCUAAAAAAGCUGCGGACACUUUCAUUGACAAUAGACCUGCAGUAGAGCUUUGUUUGAAUGACUGUAGUGGCAAAGGAAAAUGCGAACAAGGUGAAUGUGAUUGCAACAAUGGCUGGACUGGAGCGGACUGUUCCCAGGACGCCAAUCUGCCACCGACCGCACUGUUUAUACCUCGAGAGGGCAAAUGUGAUAUUCGUUCCAGGCCGUGUAAAGAUGUCGUCAUCUACGGUGAUGGUUUCUUGCAGAAAUCAAAUCUGAAAUGCCGUAUACAGAGAGUUAAGAUAGAAGAUGGGUCAUUUGAAGCAGUUGGAUCUCCCUUGACAGUACAGGCAGACUUUGAAUCAUUCGCUGAAGUGUCCUGCCCAUUUGAGACCGCCAGGAGGAAGAAAAGGAGCUCCGAUAAUUCUACAGACUCAGCUUCCGAAGGUUACACGCUUUCUGUGAGCAACGAUGGCUCCACCUUCAGCAAUCCCAUGCUCUAUGUGAGAUACGAUGGCCGAUGCCAGAACUGUACUGCAAACGGUGCAUGCUACAUGCAGCCUGGGUCGUGCAUGAUCCAAGGUUACUGUUUUGCUACGAAUGAUAUGAACCCAGACAACGAAUGCCAGAUAUGUGACCCGUCCAAUACUGAUUCAUCAUGGUCACGAUCACCGACUUGCCCUCAAGCGCAGACAGACAGCUUACCGAGCUGGGCAGGACCAAUCAUGGGGGCUAUGGCCGUCCUCGUCAUAGUUCUUGGAGUAGGUGCGGCGUUUUUGUACAUCAAGAUCAACAAAAAGAAAUCGAAGGUUGAUACCUUUAAGGACCAGGAAUAGACAUUCUCCCGUUUGAAUCAGUAGUACGGCACAUGGUGUUUUGUAUUUCUCGUGCCGUCCUACUGUCCAAAAAACAGGCAACAUAGAUCUCAUAGGCUAGAGGACAAAAGGUGUGAUGACAGUUCAUGGUAUAGAAAAAACGUUGUGUAAACAAGAUAAUCCCAAAACCUUUUCAAUCAAAUACUUCUUUCACAUAUGGAGAGUGCUGAAACGUAAAAUAUGUUUUUAGAAUAAUCACUGCCUUUUGCAACUUAAUGAAGUGCACUAUAUUACGUUACGUGUAUCAUGUUCAGAUGUAAAAUAAGUUGUCAAGCUAGAGGCCUUAAACAA